Molecule: messenger RNA, 10023 nt
Organism: Hippoglossus stenolepis (Pacific halibut)
Lineage: Eukaryota; Metazoa; Chordata; Actinopteri; Pleuronectiformes; Pleuronectidae
Product: matrix-remodeling-associated protein 5
Exons: 12
Coding region: 458-8668 (2736 amino acids)
Cellular component (GO): extracellular region
Molecular function (GO): protein binding
Source: RefSeq, a predicted model, not a curated record
UACACACUAACGCACAUCCACUGUCAUCCAUACACACUCACACACGCACGCAUACACGUUCACACAGCGCCGGACGCAUUCGCGAGAACUCCGCGUCCAGCUCCUGUGCGCACAGGAGGACCUGUUGGAUUGUACAGAGCGCAUACAGCUUUUCUUUCAGUUUUGCUGUGGUGCGAAGUUGUCAAACUACUUUUUCACAAAUUUCCCCAGACUCUCUCUGAGGUGAAAAGUUUUUUUUUUUUGUUGGUUUCGGUGGAUCUUCCUCAAUUCAGCAGCCUCCGAUCUUUUGAGAGAAUAAACUGGUUAAUUGCAAAUCAAGUCCUCGAACCGCGCACUCGGAAUCAAAUCAGCAUUUGACGCCUGCAAAAAUGAAUAAUUCCGUGAAAUAACUCGCUCCUGCGGACAAAAGGAUUUCAAGUGAUAAUCACAGUGCAGCAUCUCUUCUCGUGGAGCGAAGAUGUAUCUGCGUGUGUGUGCGCCUGCAGCACUGUUGGCUCUGCUGGUGCUGACUCUUGUGCUUCCCGGUGGCCUGGGCUGUCCCAGAAGCUGUAACUGCUACCAGGCCAACGAGGUCCACUGUACCUUCCGCUCCCUGCUCACUAUACCACCUGGACUACCAUCACACACACGACGCAUAAACUUAGGGUUUAACAGCAUCAGCAGGAUCCCUGACAGCUCACUGGCCGGACUUGAUAGAGCGGAACUACUCAUGCUGCACAGCAACGAUCUGCACCAUCUCCCAGAUGCAGCAUUCAAAGAUAUGAAAUCGCUUCAGAUACUCAAGCUGAGCUAUAACAAGCUGAGCGAGAUCUCUUCAUCCCUGACCUUCUCUGGUCUGACCUCACUGCUGCGUCUCUACUUGGAUCAUAACCUCCUCCAACACGUCCAUCCACGAGCCCUUCUCCAGCUGCCCAGCCUCAAACUGCUACGUCUGCAAGGGAACAGGCUGCAUCAGCUGCACCCUCACACUCUGUGCACGCUGUCCCUCCUGAACACAUAUUACUUCUCGACACUCAGACACUUAGACCUGUCCAACAACAGUCUGACCACGCUGCCCACAGACACCCUGGCGACAGCACCACUGCUCGAGACUCUCGGGCUGCAGGCUAACCCAUGGAGUUGCGACUGUAGGAUGAACUGGUUUCCCUCUUGGAGUCUGGCUCACCCAGGCUUAAUGAAAUGUCCCGGUGGCCCUCAGUGCCCAACCUGCGUGUCACCCAAUUCCCUUCAAGGGCGGGGCCUACUUGAUCAGAUUGAUCUACCGUGCACGUCACCUGUCAUCGCUUUCCCAGGGAGAAACCCACCUUUGGAGACAGAACUCAGUGAAAUCCAUUCAAGUGAAUCCUUCAGAGAGCCUUUAGGCAGUGCCUCGGUGGGUCUGUCCGACCAACAAGGCAACAGUGUUGAUCUGAGCUGCAACGUCACCCACUCCUCCAACUCUCAGGAUAUUGCUCCUCCCCCAGAUCUCUCCCUUUCCUCCUCCUCUCCAAUCCCUCUUGCUCUGUCACUCUCCCUGGAAUGCCAUGUGGAGAGAGAGAGCUAUGAACAACUUUGGAGGAUCCUGGCUUACUACAGCGAGACUGCGGUUCGCCUUGAGAGGGAAAUCAUGCUGAGCAAAACCCCGACGUUGGCCUACCGCUACAGGCAGACGGCAGAGACAGAUGGAUAUUAUCACACUGGAGUAAAAGCUUCUGUUAAGGUCAGACCACAGUGGUUACUGCAACCAGCUAUUAGCAUCCAGCUAAACAGAGCACAGUCUAAUGCCCACAAAAUUCACCUUAUAUACUCAACAAGAGUUUCUGCUCAUCCUGGCCCUACAUCUUUUGCCUCAACAUCCUCUCCUGCUCCUCACCCAUGGGUUCUGAUUUCAAUGAAUCAAACCACCACAGCAAUGGCAGCCAUAUCGGGCAGUAAGGUGGAUCUCUCCUGCCCUCUUCUAAGUUCUGGUAACCCCAAAAUACAGUGGAUUCUCCCAGAUGGAUCCACACUCUUAUCCCCCUCUAGCAGCCUGGAUGGUAGGCUGCAGGCCUCAGCCUCGGGUUUACGUCUACAAAAAGUGCAGCUCUCAGAUGCUGGACUUUAUUACUGUGUAGUCCAGGCUGGCAUGGAUGGAGAUGCUCUCCCUGUGCGCCUGGCAGUGGAGGAGUCCUCUGUCCCACCUUCUGGAGAGCAAGUGGGACCGCCUGUGACUGGACCAGUUGGGGAGCCUGUCAGUCUCUCCUGCAAUGCGUCGGGUUCACCAGCACCUUAUUUGAGUUGGGUGUUGCCAGAUGGAAAUAUACUAUGGUCUGGAUUAGCUGUAUCAGGUGGACUCACUGUACAACCAAAUGGGAGUCUCUCUUUGUCCAAGCUUUCUCUGAGGGAUGUUGGUCAUUACCGUUGCAUUGCAGUCAACCAUUAUGGUAGUGACUCUUUGUCCAUGCAGUUGGAAGUAAAACCACAACACCCUCCUCUGUUCAGAACUUCAUUUCCCAGAGGGCCACAGUCAGCUGCUGGCCGGUCAACCAAGAUACGAGCACCUUUAUUACGUCAGAUGGAGGAAGGAUCAGGGGAUGAAGAGGAAGAAGAAGAGAAAACUCUUAGGAAGCGUCCAAGACCUAACCAGCCGCUCCCGAACAGACGGUAUCCAUUUGGAAAAGCAAGAAGACCUGGGCCUGUUAGAGAAGGAACCCUGAGAAGAGGAGGAGGGGCUGUAUCCUCCACUGACCAGAGAAGAAACCGCUUUGAAAACAGACACAGAGUCACCACAAACAAACAAAGAAUAGACCCUCAGAAAUGGGCAGACAUUCUGGCUAAAAUACGUCAAAAGACAACUCACACUAUUAACAAUCAAACAGUUACAGUAGAGCCCUCAGCUGAACCGAUGGGAAGAGGCAAAGACAGAGAUACAGCAAGAGAUGAUGGAGUGGUUGAUACAGAGAGAGUUAGAGUUAAGGGAGCAGGGGUGGAAGCAGAAACUGAGGGGUCAUCUGUUGAUGACACUGUUUUACAAGAGGAAGGCCUACAAGCGUUUCACCCUGUUCUCACAGAAAUGCAGACACACACAGAGACACCAAUAGAUACAGAGAUAGGGAGAGGGAGCUCAACAGAAACACAGACGGACAUAGAGACCAGGACACAUAUGCAGACUCCAAACCCAGGUCCACAGACAGAGACAGUGACAAACUCAGAUGAACAGAAAGAGCCAGUUACAUCUAAACCAAUCUCUGGAAGUAAUGAAAUUGGGCCAGCACCAGAUGAUGGAGAUAACAGAGGAGCAAACCCCAACCCAGCUAGAACCAGAGCUCAGAACCCACGGCAGAGACUCUUACCAAAUUUGGUUCCAAAUUCUCGACCUCAAAGCCCUUGGAAUUCUCGCAGGAGGCUCGGACAGCAAAGACGAAUCAUCAACAGGCCCAGGGUGCAACCUUUGACCCCACCCCGACUUCUCCCUGACCUUACACACCAGAGGUCACAAACAGGAACACCUAAUACUACCACUGAUCAAAGUAAUAUAUCCCUGCUGGCCUCAACAACCACACAUCCAUCUACUUUAUUGACAAGGAAUGACCAUAUUAGGACCACUUCAAAUGGUGUGGCACUUAAUCCUCUGUCUCCCGCUGUUUCUUACACUCUGGGUAUCUCAACCUCCCGCUCAUUAACUCCCUCUGCCACCCCCUUCACCUCAUUAUCCCCCUCUCACACAAACCCACAUAUAGACACGAUGAGUCAUUCAGCCGACAUCCCAGACACUGCAGAGUCCACUCUUUUCAACACAGGGACACCAGCACCCACUCACUCUGAUGUUGUGAUCUCAGAGACACAUGUGCCAGACACACAGGCCGGGACACUUACACAUGGCGUACAGACACACACAAAAACCCACACAGCCUUAGGUAAACAUGUUGAUCGACCCUCGAGCAAACACAGUGAAGAGCAGGAGAGGAAUUUGUCGGGUGUGCCAUAUGUAUCUCAUUCCACCACUGUCUCCUCCACUCACUCAUCCGCUGUUUCCUCCACAGUCUCUAGUGCAGCUACAGCUACUCCUGCAACAACUAUGACUCUUCCAACCCCUCUCAAGAGUGAAGAAAGACUUUCUAAUCCUCCGACAACUACUUUCCCAAUCCUGUCCACCACAACUACCAUUAUUAUUCCAACAUCAAGCACUACCAGAAGUACUACAACCAGUCUUACCUCUACAACUACCACAACUGCUCUUACAUCAACUACUCCCACUACCACAGCUAUUUCUUCAACUAGGCCUUCUACUACUACAACAACAACAACUACUGCAACAAGCACUAAAACCUCAUUCAAAGCUGUUCCCACAACACCAAACCACAGUACGACAACUACUGUUACAACUUCUACUCCUACUACUAGGAGUACUACAAUGACCACCUCGGCCAAAACCUCUCCAACCACUACUGCGGCACCUACUUCUAUUACAUCUACUACUACUACUACCACCACAACAAUGACAUCAACAAGUACCAGAGCAUUAAUCAAAGAGAGGCCAAGCGUUGGUCGAGUUGACACCCUAGGGAGGCCUGUUUCUGGGGCUUCAAACCAGAGUCGAUCACCUCCUGACUGGAAGAACCCCGGGGCUAAUUCUAUCCCUGACUCACACAGCAGCAGGCCACGCUGGUCCCCCUCGCUCCCUGUUGUCCCUGGGGCCCCAGUCGUGAGAUCUAGACCAAGAAUUGCAGACCCACACAUCAGGACAGUGUCAUUCCCAGCAGAGAGCAUUGCCAGGCUGGCUUGUGAGGCUCAAGGGGAGCCAAAACCUUCCAUCACAUGGACCAAGGUUGCCACAGGGGCGGUGAUGUCAAUCCACUCCAAGGCUGAGCGUUUUGAGGUCCUGCCAAAUGGCACCCUUGUUAUCCAUAAUGUGCAGCUGCAGGACAGGGGAACAUACAUCUGCAGUGCAAACAGCUUCCUGGGUCGAGACAGGUUGCUAACCACCCUGGAAGUAUGGACCCGCCCCCCUCGUAUGCAGCUGGCGAGUUACAGAGAAGCCACCAUUCAUCAGGGUGGAGAUGUGCUCUUGGAGUGCCAGGCAGAUGGUGUUCCCGCCCCUCUGCUGUCUUGGGUUCUGCCUGAUCGUUCUGUCCUGACGUCGGCGGCCCCCUCCGCCAGUCGCAUAUUUAUGGACACAAAUGGAACCCUCCAUAUUCCUGCAACUUUACCAAGUGACAGAGGAGUGUAUCGCUGUGUGGCCUCAAACACAGCAGGUGCUGCCAGUUCCUCUGUGCGUGUACACGUGUCCUCGCUGCCCCCAGUGAUACAGCAACCCAGAGAGGAACACCUGCACUUGUCUCCAGGGAGGCCUGUUUAUGCUCACUGCUCUGCCCGAGGUGCCCCACCACCAGCUCUGCGCUGGCGAAUACCAGAUGGGACUCUGGUUCGCCCAUCUCAGUUUCUCCAUGGGAACCUCUUUGUCUUGCCCAAUGGGACCCUGCAUAUUCGAAGUGUUGGACCAAAGGACUCUGGGAAUUACGAGUGCACAGCAAGUAAUGCUGUUGGAGCCGAUAAGAGAACAGUGAGGGUUAAAGUCGAAGGGGGAGCAGAAGGCAGAAAAAGUGAAGCAGGUGCAGGAAAAGAAGACACAAAAGCAGUUGCUGUUGAAAAACUAUCUCCUUCAUAUUCAGUCAACAAAGACAGAACUUUGUUUUUCCCUGGCAACCCCACAAAUACAUUCAACUCCCCUAAACUUCCCCCUCCAUUGCACGCUGAUAGAUCCAGGACCAGGUCUUCUCACCCUCACCAACCCGAAUCCACUAUCUCGCCUCCUAAAAUCAAUAAAACAGUCACCACUUCCCACACACACUUCACUGACAUCAGCAAAACUAAACUUCCCUCUCCCUCCCAACCCUCCACAGUGCCUGCACAAAACACAAAAAUCUUGCAGAGUAUUGUUAACAAGACAAGAGUUAGUUUUUCUUCCUCCUCUGACAAAAGCAGAACUUUAGCUGUUCUGCAUACCUUGCCUGUCUCCCCCUUCAGCAACGCCCGUAUUGUCUCCACAUCACCCUCCAUUAGUACUGUCCACUACGGGGGGAUUUUGCAGCUCCACUGUUCUGUAACUGGCAACCCACCCCCCAUUAUCAUUUGGAGGACCCCCAACAGGAAACUGGUGGACAUGCACUUCAGCUACGACCGUCGUCUGAAGGUGCAUCCUAAUGGCACCCUGUCAGCCCAGGCUGUAACUGAGAAGGACGCUGGAGACUACCUCUGUAUCGCACGCAACAAGGUUGCAGAUGAUUAUCGGCUCCUGCGCGUCACUGUGGCUACCAAGCCUGCCAAGAUCGAGUCAAAACAUCCACUCAAUCAGAUGGUGUCGCUGGGCAAGCCGCUGAAGGUGGAUUGUCAGGCAUCUGGGCUGCCUGACCCAGCUGUUCAUUGGAGUCUACCAGAUGGCACCAUGGUGAAUAGUGUGUUGCAGGGAGAGGACAGGGGAGGACGAGCACGGAGGCUCACUGUUUUUGACAAUGGGACGCUACUGGUUCCGGCAGUGGGCAUGGGGGAGGAAGGGGAGUACACGUGCUAUGCUGAAAACGAAGGAGGUCAAGACAUGAUGAAGGUCAAAGUGAAGGUCAUGAUGACACCUCCACCGACCUUCACAGAAGAGAGAAGCUAUCACGUCAUCAAAGUACGUCUGGGGGCAACUGCCACAAUUCGCUGCCAGGCCUCAGGGGGUCCUGCCUCAACGGUGACAUGGUUCUCCCCAGCGGGCCGUGUCAUUCCACGAAGUUUGGGUUCCGGCCACUACUCCGAGAGGGUUGUGGUGGUCUCAGAUGGAACUCUGGAGGUGCGUCUGGCCCAAAAGAUUGACACGGGAAACUAUACAUGCCGAGCAAGCAACUUGGCUGGGGAGAGGAGCACAACGGUGGGCCUGGAGGUGGAGGCUUUUUACCCUGUGACGAGUGGCCAGGUGGCAGGAAGAAGUGCUAACAAUGUGCCCAGUAGUAGUAGACCAGGCGUUAAUAUUGAUAACGCAAGAGUAAUCCAGUAUGGAAAUAACAAUAGAGCCUUGAGCAGGCUGGGUAGUAAUAAUGGCUACAGUGAUAAAAAUGGGAAUAAAAGCAACACAGAACCAAACACUGGCAUUAACACAGCAGCCAGUAACUCUAAUCCUGCCCCCAGGAGUGACAAUGUCAAUGUCGGGGUGAGCAGGGCAAGGAAUGUAGGAGUUACAGCGGAUAACAUUGGAAUGGGUAGAUAUAGACCUGGCAUUGUUAGCAGUGUUAGUAAUAGUGAGAGUAACAGUCACGGCACAGUUAGAGGAGAAAGUGUACAAAGGAAUCCAGGGAGUAUUUAUAAUGAAGUCGUUGCAGGGAGGGCUGGUGCUGAUGAUAACACAAGCAGAGAUAAUGGCAGGAUAAGUGGCAUUUCUAGAAAUGUUGCUUUAAGCAGCAGUGCAACUAAUAGUGGAGCUGGUACUGGCACACUCAGAGGAAAUUGGUUCGGUCGGAGUAGCAAUAUAGACGUUACCAAUGAUGACAGCAGGAAUAGUGGUGCUAUAGCUGCUAGUAAUACAGGCGCUAAAUACUCUACUAACACAGUUGUGGGUGUGGUAACGACAGUGAAGCAGCGAGCUGUGAAAGGCCGGAAUGUUCUUUUGCCAUGCCCCUCCCAAGGCUCCCCUCCCCCUCGCCUGGCCUGGCUUCUGCCUGGUAACGGCGUCUUGCCGGCUCCUUACUAUGGCAGUCGACUCACUGUGCACAGAAACGGCUCAUUGGAGCUGCGGGGUGUGCGGGCAACUGAUGCUGGGACCUUGGUUUGUGUUGUGAGAGGUGAGAGAGGAGAGACAAGAAUACAGGUGGAGCUGGAGGUCUCUGAGCCACAGGAGGAGGCCAGGUCUCCACACAGAGGAUCAGCUGUGGAAAGACCCAUGCAGAAAACUGACGGUUUAAUCGAGGCACCUAAAUCAGGAGCAUCGUUGGCUUCAGCCAAGUCUUUAAGCUCAGCGUUGCCUGAGAAGAUUCAUCCAAGAAACCCGGUUACUCAAAUGCCUCUGCGGAGGGGCCUGAGUUCACCUGCUGCACCUCGUCCCCUUGGCCCUCCACCCCGCUCACCUGGCCCUGUCCCAGAGCAGACAGUGAGCACCAGAACAGCCUCCUUGGUGACCAUCAUUAAUGGAGAAAACCUUCGCCUGCCAUGCCCUCAAACCCCAGGAUAUACCCAGGGAGCCCUCUCAUGGACCAUGCCCAGCGGCAAGGUGCUGUCCCGGGGUGAGAGUGGUGACUCGGGCCAUUACCUAGUCCAAGAGGAUGGAACACUCACAGUGCAACAGGCCUCCGUGUUCGACCGAGGCACCUACACCUGCAGGUCCACCAGUAACGACUCCUCCACAGUUUCACUCAUCACGGUUCCUGUCAUCGUCAUCGCCUACCCCCCACGAAUCACAGCAGGCCCCUCACCUGUAACUUACACGCGGCCGGGGGUUGCUGUGGAGCUGCCGUGCCAGACCAUAGCAACACCGCGCGCAACAGUGACCUGGGAAACGCCAGACCUGACACAGCUGAGGGUGAUGGGCCAGGCUCGUAUCUAUGGCAACCGCUACCUUAGUCCUCAGGGUUCGUUGGUGAUACAGAACCCGACAAGUCGGGAUACAGGGUUUUACAGAUGCACCGCGAAAAAUGUAAUAGGAGUGGACACCAAGGCGACCUAUCUACAUGUUAUAUAAUGGAGUGAUGCAAACACACAACACAUGAGUAAUAGAAAGACAGAGACCCACCAGUCUUCUGUAAUGGUGAAUGGACUCUACUGCUGUCAACACUAUGUGUCCCUCAUGCCCAAAAGGAACUGCAAGGCUCUGUGCAGGAGAUACUGUUCAAUCUCAGAGAAGACACUACUAAUAUAAAGUACAUGUCUCAUGUUAUUGUAUUUCUUAAGGUAUAAUUUUCCAUUACAGUACUGUUUUUAUGUCAGGAGUUCUCAGAGCCACACGUUUGCCUCUACAGGAACAGAGUAUGUUGCAAAAGGAUUGUUUUAUUUAGCUUGUGGUACAUAACUUCUUGUCUGUCCAUCAUCUAACUGGGCUGUUUUCCUGACUUGUGUUAAAAGAAUGUGGACAAAAUCAGUAUCUGAACAAUCCAAGAACAUUGCGUUUACGUCUUGUGUACAAACUACUAACGUUUUCAUCAUGUCAAAAACCCUGCAGCUUUAAGUGUUUGUCAGGGAUUAUGGGAUCAUUCUUACAUUUUGCAGAGUCUCAUACAAAUACAAUAUACAAUACCACAUAAAUGCAAUACAAAUCCCCCAUAGCAAACAUUUUUUUCUUGGCUUUAUUGCUUUACUAUGUGUAAUAACAUUAAACUAAAGGGUACAGCAUAUCAUUGAGUCACUGAAUGAUAUGGACACCACUCGUCAUCACACAGAAGCUUUUUUUAUACAUAAUGUAACAUAAUAUAAUCUUUCAUUUUGUUUCAUAUUUAUAAACUUGCUUGUAAAAUGUUGCACAUUGGAAUUUGAAUAUACAUAAUACACCUUAAAACUAUUUAAAUAUGUUUUUGCAUACUCUAUGUAGCAAACAUUAAUUUAAACAGGCCACAUUAUUUGCCUUCACAUUAGAUCUUUGACAGGCAUGAUGACAGGGGACGUCAGCGUUACGAUCCAGCCAAACACCAGCUCCUUAUUUGUGGGUUUCGAACCGUGGCAUCAACUAAAUCUCACAUUCCGGCAGUAUUACUGGGGUAGAACAAGAUGUGGUACAAAGCAUUCAUGUUAACACAUUAGCCAAACCAUUGGAAGAGUGAUCGUCAUGAUUUGUUUUGACAUAACGAUUGUAUAAAUAUGCGUGUGGUCCAAGAGUUCUGCCCUAAGUAUGUGCACAAUUCAAGUAGCUUAUAGUUUGCAAGUCUGUUUUCAUAUUGUCCUUAAAUUAUUUGUCUUGUAAAGACUCUUUAGUGAGACACCAGUGUUUUUUCAUAAAAGAGGAAACUAUUAAAUGUUACUAUGUAUGUCCGACGUCUCAUUAGCCGUGAAGAAUGAUUGUUAUAUUUUUAACUGCUUCAUUUUAUAAAUAAAAAUGGAAAAGAA